AUGGCUUCUGAGCAAAUGCCUCGCAGAGAAGAUAACCUUGAGAAACACAUUGCUGAUGAAAAAAAGAGUGAUGAGAAGGAGAAAGAGAGAGAGUUGUUCUCUGAUAGAGCCAGGUCUGCGAAUAUAGUGAAAGACAAAGAGGGUGAAGAAAGAAGAAGAGAAAGGGAAGGUGGCGGUGUUCAUCAGGUGGGGAAGUUUGAAUUGAAAGUUGGAGAGAAGGGUUCGGGGGAAGAACAAAAACUGGAGGAAAGAACAAGAGAGGUAGUAGGAAGAGAGAACAAAGGGGAGAAACAAAGAAGCGGUCCAAGAGGGCAAGUAGUGGCAGAGAAACCGAUAACACUGGGGGAAACAAGAGAGGAGGCUAAAGCAAGAGAAAAAGCUGAAACCAAAGGUCAAACCAAAGAGGAUGGUGGUAAAGGAAAAGGAAGAGAUCAAAGAGAAGGAUCAGGACCAAGAGAAGAGAAUAAACAACCUAGCUUGGAAGAGAUUUCCAAGUACAGAGCUGAGGCUCAACAAAAAUCAAUGGAUGCAAUUGCACAUGCUCAAGAGAGAUACGAGAGAGAAAAACAAGCACUUAAAAAGGUUGGUGGCCAGGAACAAGGAAGAGGAAGAGAGAAAGGAGAAGAGAAUGAACAACCUAGCUUCGACGAGAUCUCCAAGUGCAGAGCUGAAGCUCAACAAAAAGUUAAGGAGAGAGAGAGAGAAAAACAAGCAGCAAGUGAGGCACAAAAUAGAGAUGAAACUCAACAAAAGGCUAAGGAAAGAGAGGCACAAAAUAGAGCUGAAACUCAACAAAAGGAUAAAGAGAGAGAGAGAGAAAAUCAAGCAGCAGCACAAAAUAGAGCUGAAACUCAACAAAAGGCUAAGGAGAGAGAGAGAGAAAAACAAGCUGAAACUCAACCGAAGGCUAAAGAGAGAGAGACACAAAACAGAGCUGAAACUCAACAAAAGGCUAAGGAGAGAGAGAGAAAAAAUCAAGGAGCAAGUGAGGCACAAAAUAGAGCUGAAACCCAACAAAAGGCUAAGGAGAGAGAGAGAGAAAAACAAUCUGAAACUCAACAAAAGGCUAAAGAGAGAGAGGCACAAAAUAGAGCUGAAACUCAACAAAAGGCUAUGGAAAGAGAGAGAGAAAAUCAAGCAGCAAGUGAGGCACAACAUAGAGCUGAAGCUCAACAAGAGGCAAUGGAGAGAGGGGCACAAAAUAUAGCUGAAACUCGACAAGAGGCAAUGGAGAGAGGGGCACAAAAUAGAGCUGAAACUCGACAAAAGGCUAAGGAGAGAGAGAGAGAAAAUCAAGCAGCAAGUGAGGCACAAAAUAGAGCUGAAACUCAACAAAAGGCUAAGGAUAGAGAAAGAGAAAAAAAAGCAACAAGUGAGGCACUAAAUAGAGCAACUCAAACUGCAAAAGAUCAAAACAUGCAGGCAAAGGAGAAGGCAGCACAGGCAAAAGAUGUCACAAUAGAGAAGGGUCAACAAGGCUAUGUUGGAGCAAAAGAUGAGGCAAAAGAGAACGUUCAGAAGGGAUAUGAUGAAGCAAAGGACACAGUUACUGGGAAGGACAAGUCUGCUGGUGACACCACUGCUCAGUAUGAUGGAGAAAAAGCAAUGCAAGCCAAAGAUGCUACUGUGGAAACUGGCAAGAGUGCUGCCAAAAUGGCUGAGGAUUUGAAGGACAAAGCUACAGUGGCAGGAUGGAGUGCUGCACACUAUUCUACUGAGAUGACUGUGGAAGGAACCAAGGCUGCAACCAAUGUUGUUAAGGGAGUAGCCCAGUAUGCAGGCCAGAAGGCUUCUGAGCUUGCAGCCAUGUCGGUGGAUACUGCUAAAGGUUUAGCUGCUGCAGCUGGUGACACAGCUAAGGAGUACACUGCAAGGAAGAAAGAGGAGGCAGAAAGGGAUGUGGAGGCCAAAAGAGUAGCUCAAAAUCAGGGACAGCUAGAACAACCUCAAGUGAGAAGAAUGGAAGGUGGGUUAGGCCAAGUGCAAGGUCCAGAAGGAAAAAAGGGAAGAGAGACAAUGACAGAAAGGGAACAGAAACCGUUUAAAAACAUCACAGGGAAAAGCUUUGAGGAAAGGAUAGAACCACGAGGUUUGCAAGAGGAAAGUGAGGCAAGGACAAGCAUUGGUGAAAGAUUAGGCAAUGUUGCACAAACAAUGAAGAAGCCAUUGGAUAAAGCCACUGAGGGAGGGAGGGAGGUGUUGGGAGCUGUAGGUGAAACUGUGGUUGAGAUUGGAGAAAACAUGGCGAAACCAGCGCAGAAAGUGCAUCAGCAAGGUGAAGAGGGAAAAGGGGGAGGGAUGUUGAAUGCUAUAGGUGAAACCAUAGCAGAAAUCGCAGAGACAACUAGAGUGAUUGUUGCUGGAGAGGGUGAAUUAGAGUCAAGAUCACAUGAGUACGAUCAUGGGAAACAAGGAAACUUAAAACGUGAUUAG
This is a messenger RNA of Abrus precatorius (Indian licorice), 2433 nucleotides long. Its product is annotated as seed biotin-containing protein SBP65-like. NCBI's taxonomy places the organism in Eukaryota, Viridiplantae, Streptophyta, Magnoliopsida, Fabales, Fabaceae. The record is from RefSeq and is a predicted model, not a curated record. The transcript has 4 exons. The coding region runs from base 1 to 2433 and encodes 810 amino acids.